CGUAUUUUUAAAUAGUUGGAUAAAAACAAAGUAAAUUUGUUUGGAAAUGUGAUCGAAUGUGAAGUCAAAUAUAGGAUCCGACUGUACUAUUACAUGUUUGGCUGAUAAUAUUCUUAAACAUGUUAGUAGAAUUAAUUAGCAUUUCUUGAAAAAGCAAGUAUAGUUACCAUUUCACGAAAUUAAUGACUUUUGUAUUUAACAUUUGGUUGGAAAUAGAAGGGUUAUAGAUGUGUUAUAAAAAGAUAUUAUAUAUACGGAUUAUAUGACAGUAUUUGUUAGCCAGAUUGUCGCUUUAUCUUUCAAGCUAUAAAUAAGCUUAUUUUAUUGGAUUUUCUCAGUAUUCGGCGUAUCGGUUACGCAGAAAACUGUAGGUUAUAAGCGUGGUUACUCGAUAUGAAUAUUAAACUUAAAAACAGUCAUUCUCAAGUCGAAGGUUUGAUUUGCAUUGUUGGGAAACGGUGCAUAAACCACACUUGUGACGAAAUACUACAUAUCCUCAAAAGAGCAUGGAUAUUCUCCCAGUGUUCAUCAGUUUUUUCUGAAGGCAUGAAAGAGAUGCAGUGCAUGCUGGUUAGUGAGGCAGGAGCCAGUGUGCCGCUGGCUGAUGGACGGGCGUUAAUCUUAGGCCGGGGCCUGGAUUCCAGGGUGUCUGACAAGAAGUGCUCAAGACACCAGGUUAAGCUGGUGGCCUGUUAUGAAGAACAGUCAGUGAUUGUGACACAGCUUGGUCCAAACCCCUCCUCCCUGGACGCCCACGCCCUGGGUAGGGGGAAAUCUGGGUGCCUGACAAAAGGAGUGACACUCUACCUCGUCAAUCAAAGUUACCCCUUCACCGUGCGUUUCUCUGGCAGCCCCAGUGGAAGUUCCUCGCCUGUAACUCCAAAGGGAAAAGUGAAGAUGAGCAAGCAGCAGCCUCACAGAGAGGGCCAAAAGCGCAGUAUCCGAGAUUUCUUUAGUCCUUCUCCUAAAAAGAGUGUCAAGAGGCCUUCCAGCCAAGAUGACGACUUUAGUGCCAAGCGAAUGCGGAAGACCGAGCCGUCCAGUGGGGAGGAGGAUGCCGAAAGCCUCAUCGAGGAGAAGCUGAAGAGGCUACAAGAGAUAGCAGAAAGUGCAAGCACCCACCACAGAACCGCGGAAACAACAGCGUGUGCCUCGCCCUGCUCCCGUGACCAAUGGGAACAGAUCGGACACCUAAUGCUCUUCACUGCUAAGGGGGUUACUGGCAGGAAAAAGAUUGCAGGUUUCGAUCUUGACGGCUGCAUCAUCACCACCAAGUCAGGCAAAGUGUUUCCAACAAGUCCAGAUGACUGGAGGAUUCUGUACCCUGAGAUUAAGCCCAAAUUGGCUAAUCUAAUAAAGGACGGUUAUAAGGUGGUGUUUUUCACCAAUCAGCUGGGCAUCGCCCGGGGCAAGCAGAGGCCUGAGGUCUUCAAGUCCAAAGUGGAGGAUGUGCUGAGCACGCUGGAGCUGCCAGUUCAGGUGUUCGUCGCGGCCGGCCCUGGGAUCUAUAGGAAGCCAGUAUUGGGAAUGUGGGACUACCUGUGUAAACAGGCCAAUGAUGGCAUAGCAGUUGAGAAAGCCCAGAGCUUCUACGUUGGAGAUGCUGCCGGUCGACCAGCCAACUGGGCACCAGGCAAAAAAAAGAAAGAUUUCUCCUGCAGUGACAGACUGUUUGCCCUGAACGUCGGGCUGCAGUUUCAUACUCCAGAGGAGUUCUUCCUGGGCUGGAAGGUCGCCCCCUACAGCUCUCCUCCUUACGACCCGAGGGCGUGUGACCCGAACGACCGGCUGUACGACCCACCUGACGCUACACUCACUUCUCCUCGGCAGGAAGUGAUCGUUGCCGUGGGUUUUCCUGCUUCUGGGAAGUCCACUUUCUUCCAGAAACACAUCAUUCCGCAGGGCUAUGUAUACGUGAACAGGGACACGUUGGGGUCGUGGCAGAACUGUGUCUCAGCCUGUGAGCGCGCUCUGAAGGAGGGCCGCAGUGUCGCCGUGGACAACACCAACCCUGACCCCGAAUCCCGCAAACGGUACGUGGAUGUCUGUCAGAAGAUGGGAGUGGCCUGUCGUUGCUUCCUUUUCUCGGCCACCUUGGAACAGGCCAAGCACAACAACAGGUUCCGUGAGAUGAUGCCGUCCGAGCAGAAACAUGCCACUGUGAACGACAUGAUCUUUCACAGCUACAAGAACAAAUUUGUUGCACCAAGUCUAUCUGAGGGUUUUUCUGAGAUCUUGCAAAUACACUUUGUCCCAAGUUUCCUGGACAGCAAAUCGGAGGCUCUCUAUAGGCAGUUUUCUGAAGGGUGAUUGGUGCAUAUUUUUAUUGCCCCACCCAAUAGAAAGAGAAUGACUUUGGGCACUGAACACUACCUCCUCCAGCUAGUCAGUCUUUUAGUAUUUAGAAUAGGACUCCCUUUAUAAUGAGAGAAGGCAGCAUUGUUAAAGCUUUCAGUACAGUAAUGGCGGAUAAAACAAAUUGUUAGAAAAAUCGCAUGGAUUCUGUCACUUAUAAGAUUCUCGAAAUUACUUUGGGGGGAAAAGACUGUCCAUCUGUAUUUUGUUGUACAAUGAUAAUUAAUAAAUUUGCCUUUCAACAA
This is a messenger RNA of Paramormyrops kingsleyae, 2600 nucleotides long. It is a transcript of the gene pnkp, whose product is annotated as polynucleotide kinase 3'-phosphatase. Lineage: Eukaryota; Metazoa; Chordata; Actinopteri; Osteoglossiformes; Mormyridae. Gene Ontology annotation, cellular component: nucleus. The record is from RefSeq and is a predicted model, not a curated record. Gene Ontology annotation, biological process: DNA repair. Gene Ontology annotation, molecular function: polynucleotide 3'-phosphatase activity; double-stranded DNA binding; ATP-dependent polydeoxyribonucleotide 5'-hydroxyl-kinase activity.